GCGCUGAACAGCAAAGCGAAAGUACAGUUAUCUUAUCGGUGAUAUUCUGCUCCGUCUUACGGAGACGGAAACUUCCGUGAAACGGGACGCCACGAUUGAAGGAAAGUGUGUUAUUAUCUCAGCCAUGAUAAUCUUAAAUGGUGUAUAAAGGAUAAGCGAUAUACUGCUGCUAUGUUUUUAAAGGAUUGUAAACUGGGUAGGAUGGUGUAUAUUUGGAUGUUCAGUUUCAUAUUAACUGCAAAUAGUGCAUUGAGUGAUAGACUGAGUAGAAGAACGCGCGGUCCAACUUUUAUUCAUGAACCACCAGAGACAGUAGAAUUUUCAAAUUCCACAGGAGCUGUGAUUCCAUGUUCUGCACAAGGACAUCCAGAUCCCAUUGUAAGAUGGGAGAAAAGAGACGGUAGUCCUGUUUCAACUAUUCCUGGUGUCCGGCAAGUGAGACCGGAUAACUCUUUAGUAUUUUUUCCAAUCGACACGGAUAAAUAUCGGCAAGAUGUCCAUGCGGCAGUUUAUCGAUGUACAGCUACCAAUAGAGUUGGAACUCUUAGAAGUAGAGAUGUAUCUGUUAAAACUGUUUUGCAACAACCUUAUGAAGUCCAUGUGUCAGAUCAUUUUGUAAUAAGAGGAAGUACUGCUGUAUUAUUGUGUCAUAGUCCACCAGCCGUGAGAUCAUUCAUAAAAGUAAUGCUGUGGUUGCGAGAUGAUGGAGUCAGCAUUGGUUCACCAGGUACAAUAGGGGACAAAUAUAUCGUCUUACCAACUGGAGAGUUGCUCAUCAAAAAUGUAGCCCCAACGGACACAUUAGUCGGCUACCAGUGUCAAGUACAUCACAGGCUGAUAGGAGAAAGCAAACUCAGUGCAUCAGCUGGCAAACUCAUCAUUAGGGAACCUCAUGCCUCACUACCACCAACUAUAACUGAAUCUCGGCCCAUUAUCCACGCAAAAGAAUCAGAAAGAGUGUUUUUACCUUGCGUUGGACAAGGAUAUCCACAGCCAUCAUACAAAUGGGGAAGAAGAGAUGGGGAUAGGAUCAAUUCAUUUCAUCUAGCAGACAGAAUUUUGCAUAAAGACGGAGUUCUCAUCAUACAACAAGCUGCAAUUCAAGAUACGGGGGUUUAUACUUGUGAAUUAAAUAAUUCAGUUGGACAAGAUAAAGCUGAAACCAAACUUCUUGUAUCAUCUCCAUUAUCAGCUAAGAUUGAUCCUGAAUCCCAAACAGUUGAUGUUGGCAAGACAGCUACCCUCAGUUGCAGAGUAAUGGGUCACCCUGUCCAUUCUGUGGUAUGGUUGAGGAAUGGGAAUACAAUAGUAGCAAAUGGACCAAUAAAGCUGGUAUCCAGAGACAUAUUACAAAUUAAUCCAGUGCGGAGAGAGGAUGCAGCAGUAUAUCAAUGCUUUGUUAGUAAUGACCAAGAAGUUGUUCAAGGUUCAGCAGAACUCUUUGUCACGGAGGAUGCUCCAGUUUUCACUUUCGCCUUUUCGGAACAGGCAGUCUACCCUGGAUCAUCAGUGUCACUCAAGUGUUCUGCGUCCGGUAACCCUUUGCCACAAGUCACGUGGUUAGUGGAUGGCAUGCCUAUACCUGAAGCGUACCAUAUAAGAGUCGGUGAUUACGUUAGCGAUGAAAGGACAGUUAACAGCUAUGUCAACAUUUCGAGCAUCACGGUAGAGGAUGGAGGGUCAUAUCAGUGCCUUGCUCAAAAUGGAGUGAAACUCAUAGAACAUUCCAAAAGGCUAAAUGUGUACGGCCCUCCCUUUAUCAGGACAAUGAGGAAUUUAACUGCACUAGAUGGACAGAUAAUUACAGUUCACUGCCCAGUAUCUGGAUACCCCAUAUCUAAAGUUUAUUGGGAAAGAGAAGGUCGUCCACUUCCUCAUAACCACAGGCAGAAGACUUAUCCAAAUGGAACACUCGUUAUCGAAGAUUUGCAGCGAGCUCAUGAUAGUGGAAAGUACCAUUGUGUUGCUGAAAAUAAUAGGAGUAGGACAGCAAGGAGAGAAGUCUCCCUAAAUAUUAUGGCACCACCAGUAGUAGAACCAUUCUCAUUUCCACUCGCAUUAUCGGAAGGUAAACGAGCGACUGUUACCUGUGUUGUUUCAUCAGGCGAUCUUCCAAUUCGCAUUUCAUGGAUGAAAGACGACCAUCCCUUACCAGAUGAAUUACGAGGAUCAAUCAGCACCGUAAAUGAGUUUACAUCUACAUUGUCAUUCAGUAGCGUGUCUCAAAUACACAACGGAAACUAUACUUGUAUAGCUUCAAAUCCUGUCUCAUCACGGAACUUCACAGCACAUAUGAUCGUUAAAGUCCCUCCUAAAUGGAAAACAGAACCAUCUGAUAAAUCCGUAAUUAUGGGUCAGGCAGCCAUGUUUGAUUGCCAGGCUACUGGUUAUCCUGAUCCAGUUAUUCGUUGGAAAAAGUCAAUAGAGGGCUCUAAGAGUCAGUUUCAAGUGAUCAUUAGCAACGAAAAUGUUCAAAUCUUAGAGAAUGGCUCUCUGAUCAUCAAAGAGUCAACCAAAGAGGACAGCGGACAUUACAUGUGCCAAGCUACUAAUGACGUUGGUUCGGGACUUAGUACCGUCGUAUUCCUCAAAGUACAUGUGGCUGCUCACUUCAAAGAAAAAUUUAAAGCAUUAACAUUAACGAGAGGUCAAAGCGCUACUUUGGCGUGUAGAGCUAUGGGAGAGAAACCAUUAACUGUUACCUGGAGUAAAGACAGACUUCCUUUCAAUCCGUCCUUUGAACCUAGGUAUGCCUUAGAAGAGAAGAUUUAUAAUGAAGGAAUUGAGACUACAUUGAAAAUAUCUUCUGUGAAUAGGAAGGAUUCAUCUCUUUUUACGUGUAUAGCACAGAAUGCAUAUGGGAGGGAUGAUACGAAUUUUCAAAUCGUAGUUCAAGAACCACCAGACCGACCAUCAAGUGUAGAUGUCACCACAAAGGGUAGUCGCUCGGCAUCGAUCACGUGGUCUGCUCCUUACAGUGGGAACAGCGUGAUUGCGAAAUAUACUGUUGAACAUAAAUCUGCAAAUGAACCAUGGUCAUUAGCAAAGACGAGUAUAGUUGAUAGCACUGAAAGCAUACAUACCAUACAAGGCCUUAUACCCCAUAUGACAUAUCAUGUUAGAGUGAAAGCAGAAAAUGCCAUUGGAAGUGGAGACUUUAGUGAACCUAUAACUAUUGUUACUGAAGGCGAAGCUCCAAGCGGUCCACCAAGAGAUCUUCGCGCCGUUGCGACAAAUUCACGAACCAUACACGUAACCUGGAAGCCUCCAUUGAAGGAAGAUACCUUGUCCCCAAUCGAUGGAUAUUACGUUGGAUACAAAGGCAGAAAUAGUGACCAGUUUGCAUACAAAACAUUGGAAACAUCAAUCGGAACAGCGUUGGAAUGUGAAAUAACAGAUCUAUCAAAAAAUACAAAAUACCGGGUUAUAGUUCAAGCUUUCAAUAAUAAAGGCGCUGGACCACCUUCAGAGGAAACGCAAGUUCAGACUUUAGAGUUUGAUCCUCCGGCAGCUCCAAUGCUGGAAGUAAUCACAACAACAGCAUCAUCCAUCCAUUUAUCUUGGAAAAUUAAUGAAGGAAAUUCCAAUCCUAUUGCUGGUUACAUCCUGUAUCAAAAGUCUGAUUCUCAAGAUUGGGAAGAAGUGCAGCUUUCCGAAGAACGAAAUAAUUAUGUGUUCUAUGGUCUUCAAUGCGGAAUGCAAUAUCAGUUUUAUUUAAUAGCUUUCAAUGUUGCUGGAAGAGGACCACGAAGUGAAUAUGUGUCCGCUCAAACUGAAGGAACGGUUCCAGUAGCACCAAAGCGGGAUGCCCUCCUGACAAUCAACUCAACAUUCAUCAUGAUCCAUUUAACAAGCUUCAAUAGUGGAGGAUGCGCAAUCAAUUUCUUUGUCAUUCAGUACAAGCCAGUGAAUCAGCCAGAGUGGAUACUCUUGUCGAACAAUGUGUUACCCGAACAAAGAACAGUGACAGUUACCGACUUGACCCCAGCGAAUCAUUACUUGUUGUUGAUAACAGCCAAUAAUGACGCCGGUACAACUGAAGCAGAGUAUCAAUUUGCAACACUGACACUUUCAGGAGCUACUGUUCCACCUUUAACUGCUUCUUAUGAUUCUGAACGAGAGCUUUUUCAACAGUUAAAGAUUAUAAUACCUAUUGCAUGUACUACUGUGGUACUUGUUCUUAUCAUUACAGUAGCUUGUGUUGUUCUUAUUAGAAGGCGCCAUACAAUUCCUGAAGAAUCUCGGCAAGAGCAAGACAUGACUAAACCCGUAGACACUGUACCAAUGACAGUAUGGGAAAAGUCAGCUAGAGGAGAUACGCGGAUUUCACACAGCAGAGAGCAGCUAUACUUCCCUGCACCAUAUGCGACUUCAAGAAUAUCCAUGUACUCAGCAGAUGGUGACCCAGAUGCGCCACACCACCAACAGCAACAGCAGCGGCACCACGAGCAGAGUCACAACACAUGGAGGUCGGACGAGCGGGAGCACACGUACGACGUUCCCUUCCUGCACAGACAGAAUAUCAUCAUCAAUGAAGUGGCGGUCGGAUCAGAAGGAAGAGAAAUUGGGUACCAGAUAGGAAGACAUUUAUACCUUAAUCCAGGUAAAAUUCAGGUAUUUAAUAUAAAAUAUUCAAAAUAAUUGUUGAGCUAAAUAGAUGAAUGUGUUAAAGGAACGUUUG
Molecule: messenger RNA, 4681 nt
Organism: Parasteatoda tepidariorum (common house spider)
Lineage: Eukaryota; Metazoa; Arthropoda; Arachnida; Araneae; Theridiidae
Source: RefSeq, a predicted model, not a curated record